GGGUCAAUCUAUCCAUUGCCAAGAAGUUUGUUUUAAACUGAAGAACGCCUCUGCAUAAGAAAGAAUGAAGGAACCUUUGGAUGGUGGACGUAAUAAAGCAAUGACACCACAGCAAGAGCUUCUGGACAAAAUUAAAGAAGAACCUGACGAUGCUGCGCUCAACAGCUGACCCCUCGCUUUCAACUUUCUGUCCCAUCAUCAGCCCCAAAUAUAUUGCUUCCUGCAGUUCCAGCUGUAGCUCUUAAAGUUUUUUGUUCUGGUUGCAAAAAAAUGCUUCAUAAGGGGCAAACUGCGUAUCACAAGACAGGAUCUACUCAGCUCUUCUGUUCCACACAAUGCAUCACUGGAUUUCCUUUACCUGUCUUCCUUACACCUCCUUCCAAGAAAACCUGCACAAACUGUUCCAAGUAUCAAAAUUUUAAUGCCAUCCCUUUUCACUUUACUUUUUCAAAUGUGUGUAUAGUUUAGUGAGAGAUGCUAGUGCUAAUUUAAAUGUAUUUAGCACAUUUCUAUGGAAGUUGCUUUUCAACUUACUUGGGAAUUUGCAAAUUAGUCUACUUUUUCAACAUCAAAUAAGUGACUUAGUGUUAGAAGUAUUGCCUAACCCAGUUGUCUAUCUUAGUGUAAAUUUUCUAUGGAAAAAAAUAAACCAUUUGUGGGAAUUACAGGACCACUCAUAUAUAUUAUAAUUGUGAACAGCAACCAUUUAAAAUUAGUUAACAGUUGUCUUGAAAGUUACUGAAAUUUAGAAUAAAAUAGUAACACUUUUGUAGUAUGUAAAAGUUAUUUAAUUCUUUAGAAGGUAAAAAUUCUAAGGAGUUAUGACUAUCAGUGUUUGUUUGUAAUCUCCUUGUGAACUUUCAUGAGGUUAUUGUUGCUUUACAAUAAUGCUUAGAAAUAUGAAGAAACAGCAAAGUUGCAUAAGCUUUUUUCUCACUUAGUAUUUGAGGAAUUUGGCAUGUUUUUGCCUGUUUUUGUCGUAUUAUAAUUUUAGGGAUAUACUGUGAGGUUUCAACUGCAGCCAAGCUUUAUCCACUGGAGCCAAUGGGACUAGAUUUAGUGGCUACCCCAGAAUCCCAUACCAUGAGAUAGAUAUCUCCUUGCUAGCCAGCAGCUGCCACGAGUAGAAAAAUGAAUGAAAAAAAGCAGAUGAAAUUUUUAAAAAUUUGGAGGCUGGGGAUUUAGUUCAUGAGUUUGAUCCUCAGUACCCCCCCGCCCAAAAAAAAAAAAGUUUGCAUUCACAGUGAUCACUAACAUAGAGUAAGAAAAGUUAAGAGCUUGGUUUUAUUACUAGGAAUAUAGCUCAGUGGUAAAGUACUUGUUGAACAUGCGAGGGGCCUUAGGUUGGAUCCCCAGCACUGCCCAAAAAAGGGGAGAGAAUGGCAUGGUAGUUCACACCUGUAAUCCCAGCACUUGGGAAGCUGAGGCAGGAGGAUUGUGACUUGGAGGCCAGCCUGACCUACAAAGCAAGACCUUGUCUCAAAAAGAAAAACCAAAAACUGCUUGAUUUUUAAAUUGUGACUCUGUGACUUACAAGCUGAGUAAGAUUGGGCCAGAUAUUUGAACUGUUCUGAACCUCAGUUGUUUAUUUGCAAAUAAAAGCUAAUUCUUAGGCUUUGUUUAUGUUGUUGUUUUUUUGAGACAGAGUUUCACUGUGUAAUUCAGGUUGGUCUUGAACUCACUCUGUAGCCCAGGCUGGCCUUGAACUCAUGGCAGUCCUGCCCCUGCCUCCUAAGUGCUAGGAUUACAGGUGUGUGCCACUAUGCCUGGCUAUAGGCUUUUUUUUUUUUUUUUAAACUUUGGAGAUAUGUAACAGUUUAUCUGCUUGAUGUGUUAGUUUAUCUUUUUUUUUUCCCCCUAUUUUCUUUUUUGGUACUGGGAAUUGAACUCAGGGCCUUGCAUUUGCCAGGCAGGCACUGUGGCACUGAUCUACAUCCAUAGCCCUUGUUUUGUGUUUCUGAGACAGAGUCUUGCUUUGUAGGUCAGGCUGGCCCUAAACUCACUAUGUAUUCCAGGCUGGACUCAAGCUCUAUAAACAAUUUUCCUUCAUAAAUCUCCUGAGUGCUGGGAUACCCAGUAUACACCAUCAUACCCAGAUAGCCUAAAUUAUCUAAAAGUAAAUCCUGCUAAGAUAAAAAUGUCCAACUAACAAGGAGAGAGGGACUUUUUAAAUAUUUUAUCUAAAUAUUUGCAGUUAGUUUUCAAAUGCCUUUGUAAUACCUUACUUUAAUACACUGUCAUUUUAAUGAAACUAAUAUUAAAUAGUAAAUUUAGUUUCCUGGUUUUAAGAUAUUUUUUCAUCAUAUCACAUAUCAAAAUACAAUGUAUUAAAACAUUUUUUUUCAGUACUGGAGGAUUGAAGUCAGGCGUACUCUAUCAUUGAGCCAUACCCCUACCUUUUUAAAAAUUGUUUUAAAAAUUUUUUUUGGAGACAGGGUCUCUCUAAUGUAGUUCAGGCUGACCUUGAGCUAGUGCUACUCCUGCCUAAGCCUCCCGAGUGCUGGGACUACAUGUGUGUGCCACUGCACUGGCUUUGUUUUUAAAAUUUUGAUACAGGGGCUUGUUCAAUUGCCCAGGUGGAACUCAAACUUGCAGUCCUCCUGGUUCAACCUUCCUGAGUAUUGAGAUUACAGUAUUAUAGGAAUAUAAUUAAAUGAACUAAAAUUUGAAGAUCAUAGCAUUACUUACAUAUCCAAAUACAUGUUGGUUGUGGCUUUUUUCUUUUUACCAUGAUGUUGCUUAUGUGUGUGUGCAUGCUCCUCUACAUGCAGUGCUGGGGAUUAAACUUAACUUCCUCAUCAUCACACAACGCGAGUGUUCCCCACUGAGCUAUCUCCUUACUCCCUUCAAAAACUGUUUUGACCUCUCAAUUUGCCUUUGCCUUUAGAGCGUAUAAAAACAUUAAAUUAGGUUAGGCUCGAUUAGGUGAUAAAUCUGUCUUUUCAACAUGUGCCAAAGUUCUACAAAUUGCCAAAGCUACUUGAUGCCUCAUCAGGUCAGCAUACUAGGUGAUGAAAUGGAAUACUGAUAUUAAAUGGUGAGAUUUAACCGUAAAAUUAAAUUUUUCUUUUAAGGAUUUUUGUAAGUUAAGAGAAAAAAGAAAUUAGAAAAAAUUAUUUUGAGCCCAUGUUAUUAUAGGAAGAGGUGUGUUUUUUCCCAAAAUAAAUGUAAAGGCAUAGUGCUCUUUGAAAAAAAUACUCAUAUAAAUACAUAAGGUUUAGAGUAUAUUUGUAUUUGUAUGUACAUAUUUUCCUUAUGAAUUAAUUCUUACUUGCUUAUAUAUAUAUAGAAGUGGCAGAUUCGUCUUACUAAAUAAAAUUUAUUGCUGUUUCAGUAAAAAAAAAAAUACUACUUUUGUCCAAAAUUAAUCCUUCAUCUGCAUAAAAGCAUAUAUCCAUUUGAUUUCAAAGAUUGUCAUGUUUUUAAGACUAGGUGAAUUUUAGAAAAUUAAAUUUUGUUAUUUCAUAUUUAUCAUGGAACAGGCUUGCAUAAUAAAGAUAAUAUAAGAGACAGGAUAGUGGAAUGAUUAACUCCAAAGUGCUUGAGUUUAUAGCCUGGUAUCAUUGUUUACCCACACUAUAAUUUGAUAUCCUUAUUUGUAAAGUGAAAAUUAUAAUACUUCCUGCAUUAUUGUGGUAUUUAAAUUGGGUAAUUUGAGUAAAGAGAACAAUGCCUGACAUAUAGUAAUUACUCAGUACACUUGUAACAUUUAAUAUUACUGUCACAAUUGUUCUUGACUUUAUCACCUAUGCUAGUAUUUGUCUAUUUCUUUCAAUUUUUUUUUAUAUUAUUGGGAAUCAAACUAAGUAUCUUGCACUUGUCAGGCAGGUGCUACACUGCUGAGUCAUAUCCCCUGCCCUUGUUUCCUUCAGUUUUUAUACUUGUUUGAAGAAUAGCAGUACUUAGCUUCUGUUUACCAGGGUGUUGCUAUCAAUGCUUAUUGCAGUAAUCAGCUGUUACAAGCACAAGGUCCUGCAUUUGAUUCCCAGUACCAAAAGGAAAAAAAGCUCUUACGAAAUGGCUCUACAGAUCUUACAGAACUGUUGAGUUAUUUGUGGUAUUCUUAUUUCAUUUAUGGCUAUAUUCUAUAUACCAUGCUAAUUCUUAUAUUAGUCUUUGGUAUAUCAUGUUUCCCCAUAUUUUAAUUUAAAAAAUCUAUUUACUGUUUCCUUUAAGUUUUUACACUGGCAGUGUCGGGUAGUAAAAGGACACAUGUGGUGGGGUCUGAGUUGUGGGAUGACCACUGAAUCUUGUCCCACUGGUUCCAACAGAUGAAAUUUUUUUUUUGGCUAUGAGCAUUGGGCUGGUAUAUUUUAAAUUCUUCAUUCACACAGCUAAUAAUUAGAAAUUAUAAACCUCAUUUUAAUACAUGAGAAUUGAGACAGUAAUUGCCUUUCUCAUCAUCACUCAGCUGGAAGUAACAGAACUAUUAUUAAAACCAGGUUUUCGGAUACUUUAUCCAGGGCUUUAUCCCACUAUACAAUGACUGCCCCCUAGUAACUACUACCUUAGCUUACAAAGAGGAAGGAGUUACAGUUGUUGCAUAUUUCAUUUUAACUUUGUUAUUUAUUUUAGAGACAUUUUAAAUCCAAAGGAUGUGAUCACAACUCAAUUUGAAAAUUCUGCUAACAAAGAUUUCUGCAGUCAGUCAUGUUUGUCUUCUUAUGAGUUAAAGAAAAAACCUGUUGUUACCAUAUAUACCAAUAGUAUUUCAACUAAGUGCAGUAUGUGUCAGAAAAAUGCUGAUACUCGAUUUGAAGUUAAGUAUCAAAAUGUGGUACAUGGUCUUUGUAGUGAUGCUUGUUUUUCAAAAUUUCAUUCUACCAACAACCUCACCAUGAACUGUUGUGAGAACUGUGGGAGCUAUUGCUAUAGUAGCUCUGGACCUAGCCAAUCCCAGAAGGUUUUUAGUUCAACAAGUGUCACAGCAUAUAAGCAGAAUUCAGCCCAAACACCUCCGUAUGCCCUGGGGAAAUCAUUGAGGCCAUCGGCUGAAAUGAUUGAGACUACAAAUGACUCAGGAAAAACAGAGCUUUUCUGCUCUAUUAAUUGCUUAUCUGCUUACAGAGUUAAAAUUGUCACUUCUUCAGGUGUCCAGGUUUCCUGUCAUAGUUGUAAAACCUCAGCAAUCCCUCAGUAUCACCUAGCUAUGUCAAAUGGAACUAUAUACAGCUUCUGCAGCUCCAAUUGUGUAGUAGCUUUCCAGAAUGUAUUUAACAAGCCGAAAGGAGCAAACUCUUCAGCAGCAGCCCCAUCUCAGGGUCAAGUGGUUGUGAGCACGCCCUCCGGGUCAGCAGUGUCAGCAGGAAGAGGUGGCACCUCUUUUUCCAGUUCUGUCAGUGGUGCUGCCCCAGCUGACUUCCAGACUCCUGCUGAACAAUCCCAGCAGGUUGCUUUAGCCCAUACACUUGUAAAACUCAAAUGUCAGCACUGUAACCAAAUGUUUGCCACAAAGCCAGAGCUGCUCUUCUACAAGGGCAAAAUGUUUCUAUUCUGUUGCAAAACUUGCUCUGAUGAAUACAAAAAGAAAAACAGAGUUAUGGCAAUGUGUGACUACUGUAAACUGCAGAAAAUUAUAAAGGAGACUGUGCGAUUCUCAGGGGUUGAUAAGCCAUUCUGUAGUGAAGUUUGUAAAUUUCUCUCUGCUCGAGACUUUGGAGAACGAUGGGGAAACUACUGUAAGAUGUGCAGUUAUUGUUCACAGACAUCCCCCAAUUUGAUAGAAAACCGAUUGGAGGGCAAAUUAGAAGAGUUUUGUUGUGAAGAGUGCAUGUCCAAGUUUACAGUUCUUUUUUACCAGAUGGCCAAGUGUGAUGGUUGUAAACGUCAGGGUAAGCUGAGUGAGUCCAUAAAAUGGCGAGGAAAUAUCAAACAUUUCUGUAACCUGUUUUGUGUCUUGAAGUUUUGUCAUCAACAAAAUAUGAAUGAUCUUUCACAAAAUAAAGUAAAUAUUUCUAAGGCACAAACUGCAAUGAUUGCAUUACCUUCUACAAGAACAAAUACAACCCCAGUCAUAACCAACGUGGUAUCAUUGGCAAAAAUACCUGCUGCCCAGCCUACAGCAAACACUAAGACUGUUUUAAAAGGUGCAGCUACUAAAGAGGCAGCAAAAAUCAUUGGAAAUGAAAAUGCACAGUCAAAUGCCAUGAAACUUGUGUCUUCUCAGCCUUCUAAAUUUUUAAAAAACAAAGGCAUAUUAUGUAAACCUGUCACACAGACCAAGGCCAUCUCUUGCAAACCACAUACACAACACAAGGAAUGUCAGACAGAUUUACCUGUGCUUAAUGAAAAAAGUGAUGAGGAACAUGAUUCUCCACCUGCAAAAAAAAAGAAAAUAGGUUUUUUCCAGACUUAUGACCUCGAGUGUUUAAAAGUUGGUUUUAUUAUCUGUCCUGGAUCAAAAGAGAGUUUACCAAGACCACAAUGUGUCAUUUGUAGGGAGAUCUUACCCAGCGAAAAUAUGAAGCCAGCAAAUCUUUCUCAUCAUUUGAAGACAAAACAUUCAGAAUUAAAAGACAAGCCAUUAGAUUUUUUUGAACAGAAAUCUCUUGAAAUGGAAUGUCAAAAUAGUUCUUUAAAAAAGUGUUUACUAGUUGAAAAGUCACUUGUGAAAGCUUCUUAUUUAAUUGCUUUCCAAAUCGCUGCCAGUAAGAAGCCAUUCUUUAUUGCAGAAGAACUAAUUAAACCAUAUUUAGUAGAAAUGUGUUCAGAGGUUUUGGGUUCAAGUGCUGGAGACAAAAUGAAAACUAUUCCUCUUUCCAAUAAUACAAUUGGAUACAGGAUUGAUGAACUGUCUGCAGACAUUGAAGAUCAGCUGAUUCAAAAGGUCAGAGAGUCCAAGUGGUUUGCCCUUCAGAUAGAUGAGUCAUCAGAAAUCUCAGCUGUGACCCUUCUCUUAUGCUAUAUUCGUUUCAUUGAUUAUGAUUGUAAUGAUAUUAAAGAAGAAUUAUUAUUUUGCAUUGACAUGCCUUCUCAAAUAACUGGUUUUGAAAUAUUUGAGCUAAUAAAUAAAUAUAUUGAUAGUAAAUCUCUCAACUGGAAAUACUGUGUUGGCCUCUGUACCGAUGGGGCUACUAGUAUGACUGACAGAUGUUCUGACUUAAAGUCAAAAAUUCAAGAUGUUACUGUGAAUUCAGUGGCAUUUACACAUUGUUUUAUUCAUCGUGAACAUUUAGCUGCUGAAAAGUUAUCUCCAUGCUUACAUGAAAUUCUUUUGCAGUCAGCACAAAUUUUAAGUUUUGUAAAGAGCAAUUUGUUGAAUUCACGAAUGCUAACAAUUUUGUGUGAAGAGAUGGGAUCUGAGCAUGUGAAUUUACCUCUUCAUGCUGAAGUACGUUGGAUAGCACGAGGAAGAAUUUUAACAAGAUUAUUUGAAUUGCGACAUGAAAUGGAAAUAUUUUUAAAUCAAAAGCAUUCAGAUUUGGCCAAGUAUUUUCAUGAUGAGGAGUGGAUUGCAAAGCUAGCCUAUUUAGGAGAUAUAUUUUCACUUAUAAAUGAAUUAAAUUCAAGUCUCCAAGGAACUAUGACUACUUUCUUCAGUUUACAUAAUAAAAUCGAUGUAUUUAAGAAGAAGUUAAAAAUGUGGUUGAAGCGCACACAAGAGAAUGAUUAUGACAUGUUUCCUUUAUUUUCUGAAUUCUCAAACUCAUCAGAUAUGAAUGUGAGAAACAUCAGAAACAUUAUUUUUGAGCACCUGAAAGGACUUUCUCAGAUAUUCCAUGACUGUUACCCACCAGAGGAUGACUUGCGUUCAGGAAAUAUGUGGGUAAUUAACCCUUUUAUGAAUCACCAAAAUAAUAAUCUCACUGACUUUGAAGAAGAGAAACUAGCACAGUUAUCUUCAGAUUUAGGAUUUCAGUCAGUAUUUAAAUCAAUGUCUAUAACUCAGUUUUGGAUAAAUGCAAAGACACGUUACCCAGAACUCCAUGAAAAGGCAAUGAAAGUCUUACUGCCCUUUUCAACUGUCUAUUUAUGUGAUGCUACCUUUACAGCUUUGACAGAGUCAAAACAACGAAACUUUUUGGUCUCUGGCACUGCCCUAAGACUUGCAGUCACAUCAUUAAUUCCAAGGAUAGAAAAACUAGUAAAGGAGAAAGAAAAACUAGUAAAGGAGAAAGAAUAGUAUUAUCAGUUGCUGAUGGCAUCAGAGUCUAUGUUUGUGUUAAAAUUUGUAUAAAUAUCCUAAAAUAUAAUUUCCUAAUGUGAAUUUGUGUUUGUGGAUUAAAUAAAUGCUUUUAUAAAUUUUC
This is a messenger RNA of Cavia porcellus (domestic guinea pig), 8246 nucleotides long. It is a transcript of the gene Zmym6, whose product is annotated as zinc finger MYM-type containing 6. NCBI's taxonomy places the organism in Eukaryota, Metazoa, Chordata, Mammalia, Rodentia, Caviidae. The transcript is spliced from 13 exons. Gene Ontology annotation, molecular function: zinc ion binding. The coding region runs from base 4727 to 8122 and encodes 1131 amino acids. The record is from RefSeq and is a predicted model, not a curated record.